Molecule: messenger RNA, 900 nt
Organism: Rosa rugosa (rugosa rose)
Lineage: Eukaryota; Viridiplantae; Streptophyta; Magnoliopsida; Rosales; Rosaceae
Exons: 1
Coding region: 1-900 (299 amino acids)
Source: RefSeq, a predicted model, not a curated record
AUGGCAACAGAGAACAACUACAUGCAGCCUUCAAUACCACGCUUUGAUGGUCACUAUGACCAUUGGAGUAUGCUAAUGGAGAACUUCUUGAGGUCGAAGGAGUAUUGGAGCCUCAUUGAGACAGGCUUUACUGAGCCUGCCACUGGAGAGGGGAUGACGGCUGUACAGAGAAGGACAUUGGAUGAGUUGAAGCUGAAAGAUCUCAAGGUAAAGAAUUACCUCUUUCAGGCAAUUGACCGCGCAAUUUUGGAGACCAUUCUCCAAAAGGACACAGCGAAGCAGAUAUGGGACUCGCUGAAAAAGAAGUAUGAAGGCAAUGCAAGAGUGAAACGCUCUCAGCUCCAAGCACUACGUCGAGAGUUUGAGACCCUUGAGAUGAAGAUUGGUGAGUCUGUUUCAGAUUAUUUCUCAAGAGUUAUGUCAGUGGCAAAUAGGAUGCGAACCCAUGGCGAACAGAUGCAAGAUGUUACUGUGGUGGAGAAGAUACUUCGCUCCUUGACUGACAUGUUCAACUACAUAGUCUGCUCCAUUGAAGAAUCCAAAGACAUUGAUCAGUUAUCAGUGGAUGAGCUGCAGAGUUCGUUGCUCGUACAUGAGCAAAAACUCAAUCGAAAUAAUGGAGAGGAGCAAGCAGCCUUGAAAGUAGCAACAAAUGGUGGUUUUUCAACAAGAGGAAGAGGUCGUGGGACUUGGAGAGGUAGAGGCAGAGGCUUUCGAGAUGGCAGUGGCAGUAGGACCCGACAUGAUCUUCAAUCCUACGAUAGGACCAAACAUGAUCUUCACUCCUACAAUCAUCAGUCCUCGAAUUCCCAAAGUAGAGGCAGGGGCAUUUUGAUAAGUCCAAAGUUGAAUGCUUCAGAUGUCAUGGGCUCGGUCACUUUCGUUCGGAGUGUCAUGUGA